ACAACCCAAAAACCCCCGUCCAUUCACUCUCGCCUGCCCCUGCCUCUCUCUGCCUGCGUGCGUGUGUGGGGAGCGUGAGGAGCGAGGACGGAGGAGAGGAAUCCAAUGGCGGGGCAGGCGGCGAGGCCGAACCCCUGCGCCGCGUUCCGCUCGGUCCCGCCGCCGCUGCCCGCGCGCCGCGCCGACGCCGCGACGAGGACCAAGGAUGCACCUUGUCCUACCUCUAAUGGCGAUAGAGGUCUUUCUGGGCAGUGCAAAAAGCCUCCAGAGCAUGCCAUGCAUAAGCCGUCUGGUGGUACAUAUACAAAACCUGAUGCAAGAGUGAAGUUGAUUCCGGCAGAAGACAUCACUUAUGUACGGCAUGGAAAGCCUUUUGGUAGAACAGUUGGCUCAGCAAAACUGCAGAAAAGACACUGCAGACGAAGUGUCACUCCUCCUCCGAGUUCGCGUAAAAUUUCUCUUGCGAGAUCAACACCACUUACUCACAAGUCUACGACACCGUUUACUCCCAAGGCCAUGCCACCGCUUAAUCACAAGGCUUCGGCGCCUCUUACCCACAAGGCCGCGACACCUCUUACUCACAAGCCCAUGACACCACCCCAUCCUGUUGCCUCGUGUCUUUCUCCUAAGAGAGUUGAGACAGCUCACAAGGCCUUGAGACCUCUUAGUCCCAAGCCCACUACACCACCCCUGCCUGUUGCAUCGUGUCUUUCUCCUAAGAGAGUUGAGACAGCUCACAGCCUCGGGACCUCUUAGUCCCAAGCCCAGUACACCACCCCUGCCUGUUGCAUCGUGUCUCUCUCCUAAGAGAGUUGAGACAGCUCACAAGGCCUCGGGACCUCUUAGUCCCAAGCCCACUACACCACCCCUGCCUGUUGCAUCGUGUCUUUCUCCUAAGAGAGUUGAGACAGUUGAAAACAGGCAAUUUUUCUCUCUCAAUCGGCCAUCACCACUCUACAAGUCUGUCCAGAGAGGUGCAUUUCCUCCAUCUGUUUUGCGGAAAGAGUCAGAGAUGAAUCCCAUCAACCCUAGUUCUGUGCAUGUUCCUCCUGCAUAUUCAAGGAAGGUUCCUCUUACUACAAAGGCAGAACCACCUCCUAAGAGUGUCAUCACACUUGACAACAAAAAGUUAUGCUCUAUAAGCAAUCAGGCUGCACUUAAAUGUCAGCCCACAAAAAGAGACGCAGAUCCUAUUGUGGAAAAAGAAACUACUGUGAAGCUUCCAUUACUGAGCCCAACAUCUGUGCUUAGUUCAAGUUCCACCGAGGUAUGUCUAGAUACUGGAAGGUCUUCGUCCAGACUAAAUUUGUUUGAUGGAAAAUCCAAGCUGGACUCGCUGCAGCCUGAAACAAACAUACCUCAAGCAAAAAGCCCAGAGUCUACAAUUCCAACCCCAUGUGCUCAACUUUCCGAUGAUUUGAGAGUUGUUUCCUCCACUAAGAGCCAUGUCGAGAGACAAACGAACCAGGAACCAUCAAUUAGUCGUAACAUGUCUUCAGGUGCCCAAUUAAUUCUACAUACACCACUGUGCAAGGAGACAUACCAACCAGAGGCCUGCUGGAAGGGCAAAUUUGAAAUAACUGGAGAGCUAACACACACUUGUGAUGGACUUGAAGCCUAUUUCCCUUGUGAAAUUUCUAGCAAAGUUUAUGAAGCUUCAAAACAGAUGCCUGAAAUCUUGAAGCUAGAGGCUCUACCUCUUUCUGGCCUGUUACCAAAAAAAUUCAAGAUGGAACCACCUUGUGCUCAAGAUAUUGGACUGUGCUUCAUAAGUUCUUGUCAAAGGCCAAAUAGGGACUCUUACCAUCUCCUGGAAAAUGUUUCUUCACAUAUUGGCUUGCGGACUGACAUCGGCACCGUGGACUUGCUUAUAUUUUCGUCCAAGCUGCUUACGGAAGAUGAUCAAACGAAAGACGGAGAACUUUACCUUUUUGGAGUUUUCCAGAAGCAUACCAGAAAGAGGCAGCACCGAGUCGACAGUCAUACAGAUAUCAGCAAUGCUGGCCUUUCAAAGGGAGACUGUCAUAUAUCUGAGGAUAUUGGCAUGGACCUGGAUAUGAUAGGAGGCAAAUACACAAAAGGUAAAAAUCGUGAGAUUGGCAUGAAACUGGAUGCAACAGAGGUCAAAAAGGUGGAAACGAGCAAACCCAAGGAGGUUGAUGCAAAUGCUGUGCUCAGUAAUGCAGCUCCCGCUGUUUCUUUCUUCACUGGGUCUUGUAGUCCUGACUCCGCAGGGACUACAGAUUCUCUAUGCAAAUCUGCUAGGAGAGCUCCUGCUUGCGGAGACCUUGUUUUGGACCCACCUCCAGGAUUUCCUCUUGAUGUCCCUCCUGGCUUCACAAGAGCUCAUUGUGGGCUUCGUAGAGGAAAAACUGCAGAAUCACAUAUCGACUCUUCUCCCAGCCUUGCUUUCGACACUCCAGGACUGAGACUUGAUGCUCCUCCUGGAUUUACAAAAGCACAUGGUGGGUUACACACCAAUGACAGCAGCAUGCCUUCUCCUGGAUCAGAAAAUGGUGCUUCCACUCUUUUCUCUGAGAAAAAGUCCCCAAUCAAGUUCUCUCUCAACAUUACAAGGCCUCCUGGAUUUGCUAAAUUGGCUGAGGUGAAAAAAGAGCCUGGGUUACCAGCAUUCUUUAAGGCUACGGAGAAAACACCACCAAUUGGAAAAGCAAAUGAAAAGGAUAUCAAGCAUGAUAAGCAGGUGAACGUGGAAGUGGAGUCGGAUGACAGCUCGGAGGAGCGAGAGUUUCCCAAGACCAAGAGGCUCUCAGAUAUCCUGGGUUCUUGUGCCUCUUCGUCUUGGAGGAACAACGCUACUACCUCAGCCGCACCUCGAAACUGCUCCGAAGUUUUCAGGCCUGCGACUGCGAGCAAGUUUGAGGAACAAAAGCAGCAGCAUCGGCAUUGCAGGAAGAGAGGGCAGCAGGAAGCAUCCAAAUCCGAUGCUGCUGUUGAGGCCACCAAAAGGCUCAAGGUCAACGGCCGCAUCGCACUGAACGGAUGUCCUGCCCUUAACUCCAACCAAGCGCAGCCCAAAACUCCACCAACAUAGCCGAGGUCGUCCUUCGUCUCCCGACCUGACGCAAGUGCUCUGUCUUGUGUGCGUGGCGUGUCGUCUCAACUGCUACCUCUAACUAAUCGGCUAUGAAAACAGACGGUGAUUAUCAUGUCAUAUGUGUAUGUAGUCAGACAGAUAUAAUUUUAUGUAUGUACUAGCUGGGCCUACUGUCAUGUCAGAACAAAUAUUACUUUUCUUGACCUUUUGAGUAACAACAAGUGACAACAUGGUUA
Messenger RNA from Triticum aestivum (bread wheat), 3294 nucleotides. RefSeq lists its product as uncharacterized. The record is from RefSeq and is a predicted model, not a curated record. Lineage: Eukaryota; Viridiplantae; Streptophyta; Magnoliopsida; Poales; Poaceae. Gene Ontology annotation, biological process: negative regulation of transcription elongation by RNA polymerase II. Gene Ontology annotation, molecular function: histone reader activity.